AUGGUCAAUAGUCAGGUCAUUGACGAUGAAGCCCCUGCGCUGCGGAGAGAGAAUCGUGGGCGCUUUGAGACAAGGUACCUACCUGUACUUUCAUUGAUAUAUGCGGUUCUUGGCGCGAUCGCGAUCUUGACUGGAUUCAUAUCGGCCCUUGUCUGGGUGCCUCAAUUUUACGCAUGGUAUAAUCAUUCUCCUCUUAGCUUAGGGUCUUCAUGGAAAGAAAGCCAUCCAAGCAUCUACGAUUCUCUGAGCCUUGGCCGAAGCAAUGGCGAGCGACAGAUACGCCUGCUACGUCUUGAUUCUCAUCACAGUCCAAUCAGUGCCCAGUAUGAGUGUGCAAUGGAGGUUGUCUCCUUAGAAGACAACCCAAGGUAUCUAGCUCUAUCACACACGUGGGGUAAUGGUCAAUUCUCAGAGUCAGUAGUCAUCAAUGGCCUUGAAGUACCAGUGACAUUUAAUGUUAAGACGGCUUUGAUGCAGUGGAGCUUACACUACCGACUCAGCAAUGUAACCCACUAUGCGGAAGCUCACAAGCUGCCCCAAAACAUGCCCUAUUACCUCUGGGUUGACGCAAUAUGUAUCAAUCAACACGACGAGAUGGAAAAAGCGUCGCAGAUCCAGUUGAUGAGUGAAAUCUACACUCGAGCGAAUGCGACCGUUGCAUGGCUUGGACCAACCAGCUCGCAAGGAGAUGCAGCUUUUACAUCCUUCGCGAAAAUCAGACAUUUUGGGGCUGCAUUAGCCGAGUACACUCGCCCGUCUAUAGAUCCGCUGAAUUUGUUUGCUCUACGAAGAGAUCUUGCGCCACAAUGCAUCCGAUACUCUAACUACGCAGACAACGUCUCGGUAGGGUUAAAUACCACCUUUGACUUACCGAUCCAGCCAUUGACCGCUAUCUUCGAGGACAGUUGGUGGCGACGCGUAUGGACAUGGCAGGAAGCCGCCCUGGCCAAUCGGAUACUAAUAUCUUGGGGUCUAAAUACAAUCGAUUAUCAGGAUUUAGAACAUCUUGCCUUGGUGCUCGUAGUUAAAUGGAAAGACAUCAAAGACGCGGGGAAAGAUAGUGAGCUUGAAUCUAGUAUGUGGUAUCUUUUUGGCAAAAUAUCAAACUUUUCUAGCGAACUAGAGUGGAGGCGGAGGAAUACGGGAUUACACAGUUUGCUGGAAUCUCUAAGCAAAAUCAGAAGAACCAGAAGACAGUGCUCAGAUCCUCGAGAUCAUUUCUUCGGCUUGCUCGGCAUGGUUGAUCCCGAUAGUCCUGAGAUGCAAGAGCUACGUGAUAUCCGAUACAGCGAUGGAUGGGUUUCGAUCUUCAUACGUGUAACGCAAGCCUUGAUAAGAGUCUACGGCAUUGAUAUGUUGGCUUUCAGCUUCUCGGCGAAGCGGGGAUUCGACAGUACGGCCCAGGAGCUCCUAGAUGGCCCCAGAGAUCUCCCAUCUUGGGUACCGGAUCCUCGGACUCCACAAUACGUCGAACUUCAGGAUCCAAUUUAA
Messenger RNA from Bacidia gigantensis, 1491 nucleotides. RefSeq lists its product as uncharacterized. The coding region runs from base 1 to 1491 and encodes 496 amino acids. The record is from RefSeq and is a predicted model, not a curated record. Lineage: Eukaryota; Fungi; Ascomycota; Lecanoromycetes; Lecanorales; Ramalinaceae. The transcript has a single exon.